This is a messenger RNA of Aquila chrysaetos chrysaetos, 3066 nucleotides long. RefSeq names its product cytohesin 1 interacting protein (gene CYTIP). Bases 371 to 1438 code for a protein of 355 amino acids. The transcript has 8 exons. Gene Ontology annotation, molecular function: protein binding. The record is from RefSeq and is a predicted model, not a curated record. Gene Ontology annotation, cellular component: cell cortex. Lineage: Eukaryota; Metazoa; Chordata; Aves; Accipitriformes; Accipitridae. Gene Ontology annotation, biological process: regulation of cell adhesion.
AGGGAUGCUGAGCAAGUCGAAGAACGAACAAGUUGAAUUCAGGCAAGUGUCUGAAGCAAGUAGUGCUUUAAGGACAAAUUAUUGCAGAGAGAAGCAGCCGUUCAUGAGAAUUGUUGUGUGUGGGAAUGGAAAAAUUAAGUAGAUUUCUUUAAUUGCCAAGCCUAAUUCUUAACUCUCCUAUGAGCACAACACAUACCGAGUGCCCUGGUGAUCUGCUAGAAGAGAUUUAUGUAACGCGCACCUAAACCACAGGUCACGUGGCUGGCUUUCCGCUCUCGUACUUUUUGAUCGCGGAGGAGCGAGUGUGUUUUAGUUUCCUCAGCCAUGCCGCAGCGUUUAGCAAUACCCUUUUAAAUGCCCUUCCACCGACAUGGCUCUAAGAAGGCUCAUUCAGCAGAACCAUAACGCCAACUUCUUGGGCUUCGGUGCCGGCCCUUCCGAGGGGGAGCAGGCUCUGCCGAUGGACAGCAGGAGGAUCCAGCACCUGGCCAACACGGUGGGGACGCUGCCCCGCGGGCGCAAGCAGCUUGCCUUGGCCAGAUCCAGCUCCUUGGGCGACUCCUCCAGGCCCCAAAGACACCUUGUUGCUAUAUUAAAAGAAGAUAAAGAGACGUUUGGGUUUGAAAUCCAGACUAUUAGAUUUCCGCACCAAAAUGAUUACUCCCUGGAGGUGUGCACUUGUGUCUGCAAAAUUCAAGAAGAAAGUCCUGCCCAUCUUUCCGGCCUUCAAACUGGCGAUAUCCUCGCCAGUAUCAACGGCGUGAACACGGACGGUUUUAAUCACAAGCAAAUAGUAGACCUGAUAAAGUCUUCAGGGAACUAUUUAAGGUUGGAGAUUGUCAACGGGGCCAUGUUUCUGCGGAAAAUGGAGCUCGAGACCAAGCUGCAGUUACUGAAGCAAACUCUGCAGCAGAAAUGGGUGGAGUUGCGCUCUCUGCUCUUACAGGAACAGCGCUUGCUGCACGGGGAGGUGAACGACAACGCUCUGCUGGGCGCGCUGGAGCUGGAAGAGUCCAGCUUGCCUGGUGGCUGCAGCACGCCGGGACCCCUCUUCCCGAUGAAGCCUCGCUUCUCCAGCGAGAGCAGCUCCCGCAGCCGGCUGAGCUCGAUGACCGUGGACAGCGAGGACAGCUUCUACCAGAGCGGAGCCUUCGAGGAUUCGGCUGCAGAGAGCCUGAGCCGCCAGUCGAGCAUGGAUGAUGACUGCUUCUUCCCCAGGGACGGGGACGGCGCUGCCGGGAGGUCCUCCCUGCGGAGGAACCGCAGCAUCAGCCUGGCCAGCAGCGGGUCCAUGUCCCCGCUCUGGGAGGGGAGCAGCUUCACCAGUAGUUUUGGGACCCUCCCACGGAAAAGCAGGAGAUCCAGUGUCCGAAAGCAUCUUUUGAAAUUCAUUCCAGGCCUUCACCGGGCGGUGGAAGAGGAAGAAAGUCGGGUCUGAUGUCGCACGUGUCACCCUUGAUGUCUGGGGCUCUGUCCGCGGGACAGCUCCGUGGCCUGGGACCAAGGGCAGCAGCUCACCCACAGGCACACAAUGAGCGAAGCGUGGUGGCACUGCACGGCAGUCCUCCAGACAACAGUACUGAUGCUAUUUAAAAAGCUCUGGGUUGUUUAAUUAUUUCAGUUUUUAAUCAGAGCACACGGUGGACCUCUUCCUUAAUGUGAAAAAUGACUAACUCUGAAAUGUGAAGAACCUUUGCAGAACUUCCUCAGCAUACUUUAGUGUUAAUAACAGUUUUUAAUUGAAUGCAGAAGUGAUAGCUAUUUAUUUCCUGUUACCGAAGUCAUAGUCUUCCAAAGAAGGUCUUUAAUAAAGCAAGUGCUUCUACUAAAACCAGUGACAGAGUCCCGUUAGAAAGAAGAUGGAGCCCAGAGCGUACGACAGAGAGAGACCCUGGGCAGUAGCGUUUUGAAACGAAGGGCAGAGAUUUACCUGUGGUUUGCGGUGGGUGAUUUACAUGGGUGUGCUGGAGCGGGCCGGGAGCACGCUUGCCAACUCCCCCGGCACGUGCAUGGCCGUGGUCAGGAUCCGUGCCGGCCGUUUCACUGCGUGGCUGCCUGCGCCAGUUCCCGCUGCCGGUGCAAUGCCCCGAGCCGCUGCUGCUGCUCGAGGACGUGCACGCUCCGUAUGUGUGUCAGAAAAAGAAAGGGUGAACUCCACAAUCCACUUCCCAGUCUCCAAAGGAGGGAUCGGUUCCCCUGGUGAGUCGUGAUGACAGCAUCGAUAGACAGAUUUACAAAGUAAACGCCGGCUGCCAUCGCUUUCGCAUCUCUUAGCAGUCAUCGUAUAAACCCUGCAGUAACCUGGUUUAUCAGUUGUGACCUGACCAGCUGCAAUCUCUGCCACUAGCCGAUAUCCCAUGUCCUGCCAAACCUGUCCUAUUCCAGGGGAUUUGGAGUAGAAAGGACCCUCCUGAGCACGCGCACAGCCCCGGGCUCUUCUGCGGUGCCAGUGCACGGGAAGCCGUGGGCGCCCGUGCGCUCCUGCCCCGAGCAGCUCCAUGUGUCCGGAGCAGGGUGCGCCGGUCACCACGCACCCGUGCGGGCUCCUGUGUCAAACGCAGGAGGAGCACGAUGGAGAGCACCGGCAGCUUUUCUCUGCAGUGCCUGCCAGCCUCGCUAGAAACAGCGUUUUCUGAACGGUGUCAGCUCGGCAAGAGUCACCGGAGUGCUGGGGUCUCACCACACCCCCGGAAUUUUACCAGGUUUGAGAAAAUACUCGUCCUUUUACAAUGAUGUGACUAUAUAGCUCCGAGGAGGGCUGUGCCUGGGACCCGGUCCCUCUGCGGUCCUGGGGUCUGCGGGACAUGCCCCUUGGGCUGGUGUUCCCGCAGCUCGUUGGCAGGAAGAUCAUUAACUGUUUGCAUUUCUUCAGGAGCAGAGACUUCAGGCAGUAAGAUUAACUUGAUAGCUUAUGCAAAGUGAUUUAAUAAAUAUGGGUGUAGAUGUGAUGAAAAAGAGAAAUUUUAUUUCCCUCUCAGGCAACACAGAAAUAGGCUGUUUGUUUAGCCCAAGCAACCUGAUUAUGCUUUUCAAAUACAACUGGAAGAAAUUUAAAUAUAAUUUAAA